Messenger RNA from Orussus abietinus, 691 nucleotides. RefSeq names its product adenylate kinase isoenzyme 6 (gene Ak6). Gene Ontology annotation, cellular component: nucleus; cytoplasm. NCBI's taxonomy places the organism in Eukaryota, Metazoa, Arthropoda, Insecta, Hymenoptera, Orussidae. The transcript is spliced from 4 exons. The record is from RefSeq and is a predicted model, not a curated record. Gene Ontology annotation, molecular function: AMP kinase activity; ATP hydrolysis activity; ATP binding. The coding region runs from base 144 to 674 and encodes 176 amino acids.
UAAUUUACAAAAAUAUAUUAAGAGUUAAGGAAAUCGCGUACAAGUGAGAGCCGACGUAGUCCCGUAAAUCAUUCGUUCCCCCUCACUUCCGAGCCAAUGAUUCAUCAUCUGACGAAAAUAUAAACAUCGUUAUAACCUCCAAAAUGCCGACCGCCGAGAGGAAUGCGCCAAAUAUUUUAGUUACUGGAACUCCUGGAGUUGGAAAAAGCUUGUUAUGUCAAGAAUUGGCAGGAAAGACUGGAUUGAUUUGGCUUGACGUUAGUAAAAUCGCAGUUGAAAAUAAAUGUUUAGAAGAGUUCGAUGAAGUAUAUCAAUGUCCGGUGUUGGAUGAAGAUAAGUUACUUGACGGAAUGGAAGACUUAAUGAGCGAAGGUGGAAACAUUGUAGAUUAUCACGGAGCUGACUUCUUUCCAGAAAGAUGGUUUGAUAUUGUUUUUGUUUUAAGAACGGAUAAUACGAUUUUAUACGAUCGUCUUGCUGCAAGGGGUUAUUCGGGAAAAAAAUUGGAAGAUAACAUUGAUUGUGAAAUAUUUCAAACGAUACUUGAAGAGGCUAGAGAGUCGUACAGAGAGGAAAUCGUUCAUGAAUUACAAAGUAACACUCCUGAAGAACUCCAUGAAAAUGUAAAUAGGAUAUGUCAGUGGCUUCAACAAUGGAAACUAGAUAAUAAAUAAAUACUUUUUAUUUUGAA